AUGUCGACCAUAACUCGAGCCUUUACCAAGCGCCACAAGCGUCCCGAGGUCUCUGCGCCAAUGCCCUAUCGCGAAGGUCAGGUCAAGUUCACCGCGGGGACCAUCAAGCGGGGAAAGAUUUCUGGACCGGUCGAGUUAAUCUCCACAACGAACAUGUUGGCCUACAAUGCGCCCGAUAUCCACUCGGCUGUCUCUUCGUCAUCUUCCUCUUCACUGCAGUCUCCCGACGACUCCGAGCUGUCUUUCUCUCAGCGAAGCUUUGGCUCUCCCGUCACAACUCCAGACGAUUCACCGAUUGAGCCGAACUCCUUGUCGUCAUAUUUUCCGAAGCGAUCUGCAACAGUGACUAGCCAUCCUCGGUCGUCAACCUCGACCACCUCGUCGACAGAUGCACCCUUGGUGCCCAAACGCGCUCUAUCGCAUACGAAACGAUCUCACCAAGAGUUGGCUCGCCAGCGUUCCUUGUCACGGUUGUCUCCGCCACCAUUGAACUCCAUGCGCAACAGCCCCUCCAUCCGAACGACUCAAGAUUUCUUCAAACCCGAGCCCCAUCCGUUCGGGAAGGAGUUGGAGCAGGUCAAUGAAGUGGCAGAGGAGUUCAACAGCAGCGCUACUCGCGUGCUCGAUGAGGAGGAGAUGGUCUUGCUCAACAAGGGACUGAGGAAAUUUACAGCGAACGACUAUCUUGUUGAGAUAGAGGAACUCUAUGGGAGCAUCUUCGACGAUCAUCUCGGGCCAGUCGCCACUGGGUCUUGGCUUUGA
Molecule: messenger RNA, 762 nt
Organism: Aspergillus viridinutans
Lineage: Eukaryota; Fungi; Ascomycota; Eurotiomycetes; Eurotiales; Aspergillaceae
Exons: 1
Coding region: 1-762 (253 amino acids)
Source: RefSeq, a predicted model, not a curated record